GUGACAUCGUGGAAUAAUUUCUGGGCGUCCAACGCACGCCCAAGCAGCAAGGCCAGGCCACGCGGGAAAGCAAAGCAGGAUAGACGAGAGGAGAUCUACGACUAUGAUGUGGGGUGGGGAUGCGGUUGGCUCGCCGGUUUAGGAAUGACGGCAUUACCCGGUUGUACACUAGUCGUUCGUUCCGGGGUGACGGUGGAUGCCAUGGAAAAUGUUCGAGAGUUGAUCGAUGUAUCGCUCGGACGUCUUGAUCUAGAGUGCGGAUCUGGCCCGGGAACCAUCGAGUUCGAAGUAUACGAACUCAUGGACAUGGAGCGUUCAUUGUCACGCCGUUCCGGAACGACUCGGCCUUGUGGGGUCAUAGAGCCUGCGUGGUGGUAUGGUUGUUGUCGAAAGGCGUUUGCUGAGGUGGUUGCAUUGGACCAGGCCUUGAAUCCAGACGCUGGGGCUGAGGAUACUGGGGACGGCCCGGGUAAGGGCGCGGAAGGUUUUGAGGAGGCGGCUGAGAAUGAUGAUAGGGUCCAUUUGGCUGCCGUUGCGGAGGAGGGUGAUGGUUAUUAUAUCCAUUUGGGGGGGGAUACCCAUAUCCGUCGGAGGACUGACGAAUCGGUGACGCCGCCGGCGGAGGAGCAGCUCGAGGAUGCAUAUAUGCUUCGCCCACCGUAUGGGAAGACGUGGUGCGGGAGCGGUCCUGAGCGAAGGGAGGAGUUUGAGAAGUCAUCGUCUGUGCACGGCCCGUGGGGUUCGCCCCGAAAAUCUCCGAGUAGGCAGCAUCACGCUGAAAAGACGAUGCGUGCCCAUACUGGGGUGGCCGGUCGGUAA
Messenger RNA from Histoplasma mississippiense, 819 nucleotides. RefSeq lists its product with no specific name. The annotation marks the transcript as partial. Lineage: Eukaryota; Fungi; Ascomycota; Eurotiomycetes; Onygenales; Ajellomycetaceae. The record is from RefSeq and is a predicted model, not a curated record. The transcript is spliced from 4 exons.